GCGGUAUCCCAUGACGAUGGCCGUCAGCUGGUGCCGGGUCUGAGCGCCGCAGCUGCGGGCGAGGGACGGCGGGCAACCGCGCAGCCCCGCUGUCAGCAUACGUCGAGGGGAAGGCGGGCGGAGGCCGGCGGGGCCCGGGAGGCGGCUGGUUCGGUGGGCGGUGCGAGCCGCAGGUCCGGCGGCGGCGGCUGGGCCAUGGGCAGCGGCGCCGGCGGUCCAUUACAGGGAGAGGCCGGUGGAGGCUGUGCGGAUCGGGGCGUGGAGUGAGGGCUGCGACAUGUGGCAGGCUGGCCUGGCCGGGCCUGGAGUGGCCAGCAGGAGUGAGGAGAUCGGGGAGCUGAUCGAGCAUUUCUCCAAGCACCAGUACCGGGCCAAGGAGGCCAACCCCAAGGUAGAGAAGAUUGAGAGUCGCUGCCUAGAAUUGUUCAGGAGGGACUAUGUGUACAGUGUGAUCCAGAACCCAAAUGGAGAGCUUUGUGGACAUUAUCCCCGCCGGAUCAUUUUUAUAGAGUAUGCAAGCACAGAGGGUGGCAAGGACAGAAACCGUUUUGAGAGCACGGUUCAGACGAGUAAAUUGCAGGACUUUGUGAGCCGUAGUAAGAUGGCAAGAUGUCGUGGUCGUUUUGUGUGUCCAGUCAUUAUGUAUCAAGGAAAGCACAUUUGUCGGUCAGCAACACUGGCAGGAUGGGGAGAACUAUACGGACGCAGUGGAUAUAAUUACUUAUUCUCAGGAGGAUCUGAUGAUGCAGGGGCAGAAUCUGAUGAAGUGCCUGAUGACUAUGCAGUACGAAAUGGUGAUUCCCAGUUAUUUGAUAAGGUUCGAGGUCAUGACAUAAAGCUGCUGCGAUAUCUUUCUGUUCGCUACAUUUGUGACUUGAUGGUGGAGAAGAAGAAGGUGAAGUUUGGGUUGAAUGUGACCUCAUCUGAGAAGGUGGACAAAGCAAAGCGAUAUGCAGAUUUCACCUUGUUGUCGAUACCUUACCCAGGUUGUGAAUUUUUUAAGGAUUACAAGGAUCGCGAUUACACAGCUGAAGGGCUGGUGUUCAAUUGGAACCAGGAUUUUGUUGAUGCACCAUUGAAUAUCCCCCCUUCCUUGACUGAGAAUCUGAACAUUGACUGGAGGGAUUAUCAGUCUUGGGACCUUGUUCAACAGACGCAGAAUUACCUGAAGCUGCUCAUUCAUAUAAUAAAUCGGGAUGAAGACAGCGGUUUGUUAGUGCACUGUAUUUCUGGCUGGGAUCGAACGCCACUCUUUAUCUCUCUCCUUCGUCUCUCACUGUGGGCUGAUGGACUUGUACAUGCUUGUCUAGAGCCUGUGGAAAUUCUUUAUCUGACCAUUGCUUACGAUUGGUUCCUUUUUGGACACAUGUUAUCUGACAGGCUCAGCAAAGGGGAGGAGAUUUUUUUCUUUUGCUUCAAUUUUUUGAAGCACAUCACUUCAGAAGAGUUCUCUGUGGCAAAAAAGUUGAGAAGGAAGAACACACACAAAGAAGCUGAGUUUCCUGUGGAUGAUCUCUGCAUAUUAGCACGUACAGACCGAGGAAGUACCACCAGUCUGGGUAGCGAUUUCUCUGUCAUCAUGGAGGAGUCUCCCACCACUGCAGGAAGCUUCAACUAUGAGGCAGUAGAACUGACAGCCGGCCCACCAACGCAGGUGCUUGGUAACUUUUAUGAGUGCAAGCAACAUUUAUUUGAGAUGCAGUACACCAAAGAAGUAGUUUGUCCUCCCUUUUUUGAUUUUUACUCCCAUCUGUCUUGGAAGUCAAAUAAUAUUGCCUUGUGUGCUGCACUUUUAAAUGCCACAUUUCUUCUACUUCAACUUCAAUCAAUAACUUCUAAUACAAGGAGAAGAGGAAGGACAUCAUCGCCACAGACUGUUAUGUGGAAUAAACCACACUUGCCUAACCAGGCAGAAGAUCGGUUCUUGCAACCUGGUGUAUCUGAACCUAGGCCAUCAUUCUGCCAGUCAGAAAAUAACUUCCUGAGGACUGGUAGUAGCCCCUUGGCUGUUCCUGAAAGAAGCUCCACAGAGUAUUCCCUUUCUUCAUCCUCUUCCACGGAAUAUGGCAGCUGGCAGAUCGUGUCUGGCUGUGGCAGUAUUCAUGACCCGGCUAUAGUUACCAAUGACUCACCCCUCCCCUUCAACGUUCAAGAUGAUGGAGCCAAUGGGAGACUACAUCCACUCAUCCCAGAACGAAGGGCCAAACUAGAGGAAGUCAGAGCCAUAUUCUUGUCUGCGUACAGUGCAACUGUGGGUCUCAGAUCCAUAUCUUCCAGCCCAUCAGCCAUUGGUGGACUUCUGGAACAGUUUGCCCGUGGAGUCGGACUGAGGGGCACAAACAGCAUUGUCUGACACAGCCUGUCUCUUUUUUUAAAUCUAUGGAUCACUGUGCAGAUAUUAACUGUGAAAUGCCAAAGAUGGACUUGUGAAUUUGUUGUUCAAACAUUUUUCUCUUUUGAUUUUUAGAUUGUGUUUGCUUGUUAGAAAACUUUUUUCUUCUACUGAACCCUAUUUCUGAAAGCUGGAGAUGAGUAGUCCCCCUCUUCCCUUCUCUCCUGUGCAUCCAUGUGUUGAAGUGAGCAAGUUCAGGACUUGAGAUGGGACUGUUCGUCCUUGAAGUACUGUUGUUCUCUAUAUAUUUAUAUUGAAGAACUUCAGAAAUAGAUUGUUUUGAAUGAAUGUUCGAAGCUGGAACAUCCUACAUUGAGUCAUGACUGUCAGUCAGAGCUAGUGGUGAAUCUGGACAGUGGUAUUCUUCUUAAGCAGCUUUGAAGCUUUUAAAGUUACUUCUCAAGCUAGCCAGGUAAGGAUAAAAUUAGUGUUAUGAUUAUUUAACAACACUUGUUUACCCUAUUAACCUGAAAAAUCUUGCUUCCUCUUAUUCCCAGUGGCUUAAGUUUUAAUAUAGUAAGCCAUUAUGGUGGUCUCAUUAGUGGAAGUUGCAGAAAGACUUGUUUGGUUAGCUUGAUUAACACCUCGGCUAAAGUAAUACAGGCAAGCUAUCUGGUGUGUCCAUCCACCACAACUAUUCCUGUGAUUUUUGGAAAAUUGUCUGUAGUGGUGACUCAGAUUUGGUAAGAUUUCACCCACCUUGCCCAUCCAAGGAAUGAAUUGGUUUGAAAAUGUCCUGACAACAUAAGAAUGCAGUAGUAGAAUAGUAGGUUUUCAUUAGCAGAUUUAAUUCAGCACUGCUCUAAGAUUAUUUCUAUUUUUAAUAUGGCAUAUUAACCUGCUUAAAAACUUGAAUAUUUUUGUAAUACUUUUAAAAAUUCUAGUUGACUCUGCUUUAAGUACAUAUUGAACCCUAUUAAUAUGAUCCAUAACCUCUUGAAGAAUAGAGCUAAUCCCUGGAUUCUGUUGUAUAGUUUAGACUUUACAGGACCUUUUUAGAGUUGCCUUAAAAUAAAAAAUAAGGAUCUGCCACCGAGGAUUGAAUGAGGGGAGAAGCUGUAUGUUGCAGCUUUUGAAUUAGUAAAAAGGAACCAUUUUAAAAUUUCUGCCAGAAGUCUUCAUGGGAGAAAGCUUAAAAAAAACAACUGACGUCCUUGUAUAGCAGUCAAAUAUUGGACUGUGAAAUUGACAUUGAACUCUUGCAUGCAAGUUAUGUCUAACAUACUUAUUUUUUUAAAUCAUAAUUUCACAGGUAGUCAAAAUUGCAGUUUUGGAAUUGGAUACAACAAAGGAUUUAAAAUGUUUGAUCCUAAGAAAGUCCAUUAAAUAGUUGUUAUCAGGAAACCAUUUUCCUCUUGCUCCAACUCCAAAAUUGAAAAAAUCAACACAUACCGCAUCGUAUCCAUCCAUAAUUGUUGAUUCCAGGUGUGUCUUCUGUCUCCAGGCUGCUCCAAGAAAAAUAUUAUCAUUAAAAUAUGUAUUGUAACACCAACCCACCACUGCAUGAUCUUUCUUAAAAUAUCACAUCAGGGAUCCAGAUCUUGCCGCCUCCACCUUUUGUCCUUGGAUGUCAAGGAUGAGCAAGGUCUGUCUGGACAAGCAACAUUCAACUUUCAGUUGUCCAAGUCUUUUGAGCAUCUGGCUGUGUUUUGAAUCCCCAAUUUUUCAUCUUGCCUUGCCUAACAAAUAUCUUCAAAUAUUUAUUUUUUUCUGAAUUAGUUACAUAAUUGUUUUAAAUGUCCUUUCCACUAAUUUCAUGUCCCUCCAGUUCUACCUGAUUUGAUAUUCAUUCACAUGAUGCCAUAUUUACUUUUUCUGACAUUUAAUGUACAAAUGGCACUCGAUAUCCCUCCCAACUCCCUUUACCACUACUGGAGUAGCUUUUUAAGCUAUGAUAGGUUUCCAUUUUUUGUACAAAAUGCAUUAACACUGGUAACGAAUUAAAAAUCAGAAUGUUUUGAAUAUAAAUUUUUCAGUUCUGGCCAAAUCUAACUUUUUCUGCUGACAGACCUGUUGUGCACUUUGAAUAUUUUGUUAUUUCAGAUUUCCAGUAUUUGCAUUUAAAAAAAAUCUGCAGUUCAUUUAUAUAUUUCCCACUCCUACCUGUCCUUACUAAACAUAAAUUUAAAGUGGUGCUUAGUCUGUAAAGCAAACAGUAUUGUUAUUUUUUUUGAAAGUAAUAGAACAGUUUUUUUUAAAGAAAUCAUGGUUACUUAACAGUAGAUUAAACUGACCUGUUUAAUAAUUUAGAUAAUGAGAAUUAGGAUUAAUCUGCAGGUUAGUAUGUGCUUUGCAGAUUUGGAUUGUUGUGUUAUGAAUAUAUAUAUAUAUAUAUAUAUAUAUGGACAGUGAUUACCUAACAAAAUGUCCUCAUGACACGUGAAUUAAAAAUCUUUAAAGUUUUCAUAUUUUUAUAUAACACGUUGCUUUAAAGGAUGUGCUUUGAUGGAUGUAGAUUGUAACCCUCUGACUUUUGGUUAUUUAGAUUUGUUGCAGAUUAGCAUUUCAACACAAUCUAACACCACAUCUACCAACACCUUAAUGCUCACUUCAUAACUUUAUUUUCACAAAUUUUGAUUGUUAUUCUACACUGGCCUUGUAUCUGAGUGCUGUGGAGCCAAAUUUCUUGUGAGCAACAGUUUAUUACAUCAUUAUUUUCUUAUGGCAUACUUAAAGAUGAAACCCAGAAAGGUGCUCUGUGACUUCCUGAUCAGUUUGUUUCUGAGGAAUAUACUAGCAUAUUAAAAUCUUUUUCUAUCAAGACAACUUGCAAUGAAAACUUACUGAAAUUUUUGUGGAUAACUACAGGACUGUAGAGAACACUGGGUUUUCCCCCUCUACUUGUGCUCCUCAUUACUACCACCAGUGCCAGCUUUGAAAGAUGCCUUAAGGUAUAAGAGCUAUUCAUUAAACAAAAACCUUCCCACUCAAUUUUACCAUUUACAUUUGCUGAGUCAUUUGUAUUUUUUUUGUUGAAUUCCUCUUUACCCUAUUUGGACAUCCAUGUUUGCUUCAAUAAUUUAAAGAGCAUUUUACCUUUUAUUGACACAGGUUAUGUCUUAAUAAAUGGUACUCUUAUAAAAUCAAGGUUGCUUUGGGUUUAACUGCAAAGUAUUUGGCCAUUUAUUCUUCCAACCCCUUUUUUUUUCUCCUCUUGAGGUCUAAGAACAUUAAUCUGCAAUAGGACAUUUUUUUUAACCAUUCCUGUAAACAGAAAUUUUGCUGUUGGUCAAAAGGCAUCCCUGAAGAAUUUGAUAACCAAGCCACCUUGUACACGUGAUUUUUCUCAUUCUUCCAUGUAGUUCUGGAUGAUAACACUUGGUGAUGUGACAUAGGAUGUGUCAACAAUUUUGCCCAUUGCCGAUGUAAAGAAAAUACUUUUAUCCAUUGUAACAAGUAACAUCUCCAAAGUUUCCAAACAACAAAUACAGCAUUUGUUGCAGUAUUGUUUAAAGAUUCUGGCAGUCCAUUCCUCAAUCAAGAUGUUCUUUUAAAUCCAUCCUGAACAAAGGGAUUCUAGUUAACCCUUUAAAAGUAUACCUUUUCCUUCAAUAGUGCAUAAUAUUGUAAAGAGGAAUUCAACUCUAUUCUGUUUUUUUUAAAAAAAAGGCAUUUUUGAACAAGAAUCUUCUGCUGUAACACUGGAUUGAAAUCCCUAGUUGUACACUGCUAAUCACCUUUAUUAGACUACUACUGAUUCCAACAUAUUUUGUAGAUCAUGUGAAGGUAUAGCAGCCUGACUGUGGAGAGGACCCUGUUUCUCUCCCAUAUUGAGAACACCUGUGCUGUGGCUCCUGAUGCAUUUUUAUUGAUGCAGUGGUGAGGGAUGUGAAGUUAUUGUAGAAGACAAGGUUAUGUUUGUGUAUUUGAAAUAAAAACAGAAAAUGCUGGAAAACUCAGCAGGUCAGGGCAGCAUUUGAGGAAAGAGAAAAGAUCAACAUUUAAGGUCUGUGAUAGACGACCGUUGAAGUGUCCCAGAUCUGAAGUAUUAACUACUUCUCUUUCCACAGAUGCUGCCUGACCUCCUGUGUUCCAGCAUUUUCUGUUUUUUACUUCAGAUUUCCAGCAUCUGUGGCUUAUUGAAAUGCCUUUGUGUAUAUGUUCUCUUCCUUGCCACAUUCAACCUUUUCAAGUCUGGAAGGACAUAAUGACCUGAGUUGCAAUGGCCAAUUAACAAGGUCAGGCAUAUUUUAGAGCACCUUCAAAACUUAGCCAUAUUUGAUUUUGAGUGUUGAUCAAUCAACCUGGAGGCCUGGUCUUUGUUUGGACCUCUAAACUCAAUGAAUUGUAUCGUUCCUAUUUUAUUUUCUUUAGUUUUGGAUGAUCCCAUGUAAAAUUACCAGUAUUCAGUAAGAAGAAAUAAUGGCUUGGCCACCUUUAAUUUGGUUACAUGUAUACUGCUGAGCUAAGGCCUUCGGUUUUCUUGUUUGUUAGAUCAGUCACUUAUCCUUAGAAACUUCAGCAAAAGUAUGUUGUUAAUGUCUUGUGUAUAUUGCAAGAAUGGUUUAUGGAAUAUUCUGUUCUCUGUACCCUUAAAGUGAAGAAAGAUAGGAUUUAAAUUUUCACAGAUUACUGUUCCAUGAAGUACAAAAUCCUGUGAUAUUGUAAAUGACUGUAAUGAUUCAGGACUUUCUGAACUUGAUUCAGGCAGUACUUUCUGCAUGUGUAUAUAGUAUUUCAAUUUAGUUAAAAUAAUAAACUUGAAUUCUUCAUCAGGA
Molecule: messenger RNA, 7110 nt
Organism: Pristis pectinata (smalltooth sawfish)
Lineage: Eukaryota; Metazoa; Chordata; Chondrichthyes; Rhinopristiformes; Pristidae
Gene: mtmr14
Product: myotubularin related protein 14
Biological process (GO): dephosphorylation
Molecular function (GO): phosphatidylinositol-3-phosphate phosphatase activity
Source: RefSeq, a predicted model, not a curated record